AGAUUGUCCGUUGUUGUCAAAGAUAUGUCCAACGGAUUUCCUCGGAGAAGUCAAUCGUUUGUUGUAAUGUUGGUGCUCUCAUGAAAUCUUUAUUUUUUCCCUAAUUUCUGAAGAAAAUCCCCAUGAUGAAGACUCCAGAGGAGAGAAUAAUAGAGCGAAUUAACAAAGAGAUCGGUAGUGAUAUUAAAAAUCUUCAUAAAUCUGAGUGUUUAGUGAGAGAAUAUGAAGAAAGUCUCAGAGACAUCCGGGCAAAGCUCUCCCUGGAGGAUCCUUCAGUGAGUUCAGUGAUAAAAACAACCCUCACAGAUGCAGAGAAUGUUUCAGAUAAAGUCGAGAGGCAGAUUGAGAAGGUGGAAAAAUUCACUGAAUCACUGAGUGAAAAACUCGAUUUCCGGACGUCGAUUGUGACCGGAAUAGGGGAUAAUUUGGCAAAGAUCAGAGAUCUUGAGCAUCUAAUAGAAUACUUCAAGAUCCUAAGAGAUAUUCAGGACAUCAGUCAAGAGCUGAAGGCUUCUGUAGGCGGAAGAGAUGAAGCAAAGAUUGUUGGCUUCUACCUGGCACUCUGUGGAGAGAAAGAGUCCUGCAACAGUGUUAUCGGGAGACUCCAACAUGUCGAAGCGCCCCAUUUGAAGACAUUUGCCAAUCAGACGGCCAGCUACUGGCAUGACAUCCUCCUGGAGAAGUUCUCCAAGGACUUUGAGAGCCUUCUGAAAACCAUUCGAUGGCCCUACCUCGGUCAUGCUUCAGAAGUUCUCAAUCCCUCGAAAGAUUCCAUGAACAAAUUAACCAUUCUAGCUGAGUAUUUAUUCCUGAUAAAACCUCCUGGAGAUCCCAGUUCAGAACACAUUGUCCUCUCUCCAGGAGUCACUUGUCCACCCAUCAGUCAUCCCACACAGCUCCUCAUCAAACCCUUCAGGCAGCGAUUUCAGUUCCAUUUCACCGGAAAUAAACAGACAAAUCGCCUUGAUAAGCCCGAAUGGUACUUCACGCAGAUCAUCAAUUGGGCUAAAGACAAUCACAUCUUUGUGGGCGAGAACUUUCAAGUUUCCGCAUCCAGGGCAGGUCUGGCGGAUUUCAAUGUGCGUCUGGAAUUUGUGAGAGGACUCGUGCAGCUGGCAAUGGAGAAACUCUGUGAAGAGAUUGAACAAAUAGCUCAGGAUGAACAUUUAUUUGCGCAUCUUCUCGAUGAAGUUCUCUCCUUUGAGCAAGAUCUCAAGGAAAGUCUCAACUACCCAAAUGCCUUCCCAAGUGCAAUUUCUGUACUGACUCAGGCUCAGUACAUCGUCAAGUGGCUGAAUAUUGAAAGAGGAUUUACCACGAAUAAAAUGGAUGCAAUAAUGACGGGAGAAUCUCCGUGGGAGUUUAUUGAGCCGUCGAACUUUGAGGAACUAAAAAUUCCAAAAUGCGCCGAUCAGUUCCUUCACCUCCUGGACGCUAUUCGAGAACGGUACAGGAAUCUCCCGCAGCCAGGGCAUCAAUUGCAAUUCCUGCAACUUCAGUUGGAACUGAUAGACAAUUUCCGGCGGCGUCUCGUUCAAUUGCACAACACAAACAUUGGAUUCACUAAAAUCCUCAAUGCCGUCAACUACCUCACCUCAGUUUUGCGCGAAUGGGGCGAGAAUGUUCACUACCUACAUCUCCAUGCUGCCCUUGUGGGGCCCGAUGCUCCAGAAAUUAAUUCGGUAUUUGAGAAACCAGUUGAAGAAUUAGAACACUGGCAGCGAAAGCUGGUUAAGGAACUUGCUGGAAAAGUAGUGGAUGAUAUUAAGGCAAAAUCCAUGCCGUAUCGGCAUGAUUUGUGGGUCACCAUGCCAGAGCAGAAUGCCAAGGAACCCUUUAUUCUCAGUAUCACAGCCGGUGAGAUGUUUCAGAUUAUGAUGCAGUGUCUGCAUAAUCUCGAAAUGGAUCUUUCGGCAAAUAUCUUUGGAAUUGUACUGAGAUUGAUUGCCAAUCAGUUAGAUGACUUUUUCCUGGACAGUAUGAUAAUGAAUACGAAGUUUUCAGUGGGCGGAGCAGCUCAGUUUCAAUUUGACAUGACACGCAAUCUCUUUCCACUCUUUGGGCAGUAUAUCAGAAAGCCAGAACUUCAAUUCAAAAGUGUUGCUGACUCAUGCAUUUUGCUGAAUUUACCUAGAGGAUCAGCUAUCCUUCUGCAUGAAACUUUGAGGGAUUCCAGUGACUUAGAGUCCCAUAGGAAAUCCCUGAGGGAGGUCAAGGUAGGGAAUUUGAUGCCACCUGUUGCUUUGGAUGUACUGGAACGCAGGACAGAUAUUUGCUUCUGAGAAAAUUCCGAUGAUUUCGCGGGACGCUUUCUGGUAAUUGGGUUCAAUUUUUUUAGAGAUGAAUUUUCAGUAAAUUAUUUGCUUUAAUUAAAUUUUGACGACAAA
Molecule: messenger RNA, 2387 nt
Organism: Phlebotomus papatasi
Lineage: Eukaryota; Metazoa; Arthropoda; Insecta; Diptera; Psychodidae
Gene: Rint1
Product: RINT1-like protein
Exons: 7
Coding region: 123-2282 (719 amino acids)
Biological process (GO): retrograde vesicle-mediated transport, Golgi to endoplasmic reticulum; regulation of ER to Golgi vesicle-mediated transport; endoplasmic reticulum to Golgi vesicle-mediated transport
Cellular component (GO): Dsl1/NZR complex
Source: RefSeq, a predicted model, not a curated record